UUACUCUUCAUUCUUUUUAUCCUUUUCUCUUCAUUCCUUCCUGCUUCUGGUUCAAAGCAAGAAGCUGCUUAUGCUCUGCUCAAAUGGAAAACCAGCCUCAUAAACCAACACAAUCCCUUGUUAUCUUCAUGGUCCCUUAAUCCUACCCAUAUAAACCGAACCAUGAGUACCGCACCAUGCACCUGGUACGGUGUUCAUUGCAAUGAUCAUGGAGAUGUAAUAAAACUCAACCUUUCUACUUCAAGACUGAACGGUACACUUAAAAACUUCACGUUUUCGUCUUUCACUAGUCUAACACAUCUAGAACUUAGACAAAAUGACGUUUUCGGAUCCAUCCCAGUUGAGAUCUUUUAUCUUUCUAAACUCGUGUUUCUUGAUCUUUCUAGUAAUCGUUUUUCUGGAACAAUUCCUCAAGAAAUCGGAAUGAUCAUGAAACUUGAGACCCUUUCAUUGCAUAGCAAUAAUCUUGAUGGUCAUAUUCCUGCAUCUUUAAGAAACUUGACCAAUUUGAUUAAUCUUCGUCUUGAUAGUAAUAAGUUAUCAGGUUUUAUACCUCCAGAACUAGGAAAUUUAGAAAAUCUUGUGAAGGUCAAUAUUUCGGUCAACGUCCUAACUGCACACAUUCCAUCUGGUAUAGGAAAUCUAACCAAAUUGUCUGAACUGUACCUUUUUAGAAACAAUCUUACCGGUCCGAUCCCAUUAUCUUUAGGAAACCUGAGCUCUUUAAAGACAUUAUACUUAUAUAGCAACCGACUUUCUGGUCCAAUUCCUGAUGAAUUAGGAAACAUGAAGAAUCUGAUUCGGUUACUUUUGGGCCGCAAUCAGCUCACGGGUCCCAUCCCGGCUUCAUUUAGAAACCUGAGCAAGCUUAAGAUACUGGAUGUUCAUGAAAACUUUCUUUCAGGCGUUAUCCCACCAGAACUCGGAAAACUAGAGUCGUUGAUUCAAUUAGCCUUCAGUCACAACGAGCUUACUGGUCAAAUCCCGGCUUCAAUAGGAAAUCUAAGCAAAUUAGAGCAGUUGUACCUUAACGACAACCAGUCUAAUGGUUCCAUUCCAAAAGAGUUGGGAAACUUAAGCUCUCUUGUUGAGUUGAUCUUGUUCAUUAAUCGGUUAAGUGGUCCGAUCCCAGAUUCACUCGGUAACCUAAUAAAGUUGGAGCAAUUCACGCUGCAUGACAAUAAACUCUCGGGUUAUUUUCCUAAGGCAAUACUCAAUUGUCGAAAACUAAUUUAUCUGACUCUAGGUAACAACUCCCUUGUGGGUCAUGUCCCGGAAUCGGUUUGCAAGUUGAGAUUGUUGGAGACUCUUCACCUUGGGAAUAACUGGCUUACCGGCAAUGUUCCACAAUGCCUGGGUAACUUCAGCCACGAGCUCAGAGUGUUGGAUCUGCGGUUAAACCGGUUCCAUGGAAGCAUUCCCACAACAUUCUUGAAGCAAAACAACAAUCUAAGAAGUCUCAACUUGAAUGGAAAUCAACUUCAAGGCUCGAUUCCAGAGACUUUGAUCAAUUGUAGGAACCUUGCAGUUUUGGAUUUGGGAAACAAUAAGCUAACCGGUGGAUUCCCGCACUGGAUUGAUACUCUUCCCGAGAUGCAAGUUCUCGUCUUGAGGGGUAAUAAACUCAAUGGCACAUUACACACAUCCAACACCAAGCCUUUGUUUCAAAAGCUGCGAAUACUUGAUCUAUCGAGCAACGAGUUUACGGGUCUUUUGCCUUCAAACUACUUCAAGAACUUUAAAGCAUUGAUGGCUAUGGAUAGGGCUGCGCCAGGAGUGUUGUACAUGGGUGGAAAGUUCAUGUAUGAUGACACAGUGGAGAUAGUGGUGAAAGGAUUGAGAUUGGAACUACAGAAAAUAUUAGUAAUCUGCACCACUAUAGAUCUUUCGGUUAAUAGAUUUGAAGGGGAGAUACCUGACACUAUUGGACAGUUAAGAGCGCUUCGGUUUCUCAAUCUAUCGCAUAACAGUCUCUCGGGUAGCAUACCGACACACUUGAGCAACCUCGUACUCCUUGAACAUUUAGAUCUUUCUUCAAAUAAGAUCGUAGGUGAAAUUCCUGUACAACUUAAAAGUCUGACAUUUCUUGCAUUCGUGAAUUUUUCACAAAACCAGCUUCACGGAGCCAUACCUGAAGGUGGACAGUUCAAUACCUUUGGAAAUAGUUCGUUUCAAGGGAACAAUGGAUUAUGUGGAUUCCCGUUGACAAAGAACUGUGGUGAUGAUGAUGAGACAUUCUCUCCGACACGUGGAGAAGAUGACGAUGAAGAUGACAACGAUAGUUUCUUUAAUGGAUUUUCUUGGGAAUCUGUUGUUUGGGGAUAUGGAUUUGGGAUGUUUUUUUUUUUUUGAACGUCCAACAUAAGAAUCGCCGGGUACUCCGUACGCGGCACCCAUUGGCCGAAAGGUAGCCCGCGGCAGCCCAACCUGCACGCACGGAGCCCCUAGCCCACCACGCCACCAGUUCCGGGGAAAACCCGACCCUGCACCCGCCCGAGAGCACGACAAUACAGAGCUGGUAAAACCCGGGUGGAUCAGGAAUCGAACUUGAGACCUUUCAGUCAAAAGUCUUCCCUCAUUUCCAUAACCACUAAGCUAUAAGCCCAGGGUUAAAUAAAAUGAAAUUGGAUUUGGGAUGUUAAUUGGAUUGGGUGUUGGAUGGCUUCUUUUUUAUUUGGGAAAGCCUAGAUGGGUCACUACUACUAGAAUCAGAAAACAUGUAGGUUUUGAUUGGUUGUAUAGUUGAGUAAUUGGAUACGGGUCAAAGUUGCGUAUCGGUUAGAACGGGUCAGCAGGGUUUUAUUUAUUGUAAAGUUUGUAAUGAAUGAAAGUGGGUUGAAGCCGUAACAAAAUUC
This is a messenger RNA of Helianthus annuus (common sunflower), 2855 nucleotides long. RefSeq names its product receptor-like protein Cf-9. The record is from RefSeq and is a predicted model, not a curated record. Bases 163 to 2352 code for a protein of 729 amino acids. NCBI's taxonomy places the organism in Eukaryota, Viridiplantae, Streptophyta, Magnoliopsida, Asterales, Asteraceae. The transcript has a single exon. Gene Ontology annotation, molecular function: protein binding.